Messenger RNA from Cercospora beticola, 1446 nucleotides. RefSeq lists its product as uncharacterized. NCBI's taxonomy places the organism in Eukaryota, Fungi, Ascomycota, Dothideomycetes, Mycosphaerellales, Mycosphaerellaceae. The record is from RefSeq and is a predicted model, not a curated record.
AUGUCAGUUCAUUCCGAGGGAGACAACGACUCAACUCGUUCCUCCACGCAAGACUCGACCUCAACGUACGCGUUCAGCGGCACGGACCCUCCUCAUGAGGCAUUUGACACGUUUCAGCACAAAGUCCUGGCGCUCACACACAGCAUUUACGGCGUCGCAGCGGUCACCUUGCAGCGAGUCCGCGGGGGCAGCUACAAUCGAGUUGUAGUAGCUCAUGUCAAGCUGAUAGAUCAAGGUGAGUUGUCGGUGAUCUUCCGGAUUCCUCGCAAUCGCAACGUCCCGGCGGGCAUCGAGCGCAACAGCAGCGAAGACAUCGAAACCGACAUCCUCAACCAAGUGGCAGUGCUCCAGCUACUGCAGUCGAGGAGCAUUCCGGCACCAAAGCUCCUAGCAUAUGAUGCAUCUAGUCAGAAUGCAAUCGGAUUACCAUAUGUUCUACAACAAUUCUCGCAUGGGAAGACGCUCGAGGACUUCUACGAGGACAUGACUUUCCAAGAAAAGAUGCAAGUGGCAGAAACUUUGGCUGACUUCCUCGUACGCAUGGAAACUCUCACAUUCGAGGAGUCUGGAACUGUCGUCGCUACGCAGGCCGAUUCUGCGGCCCCAGCUACCAAGGCUUCAGCUCUCAGCGCUCCACUCGACAACGUGACUGCAGGAGUCCGCGGUUUCUCAGAUCCCUACGAGCAUGUUCUCACACCACACACUGCGGCUUGCCCGCGCGAACUUAUCGGCGGGCUGCUCAAAGCGCGGCUAGAUGGUGAGGUGGCGCAGGGCGGACCUGAAAAUGGAAUGCGUGUGAUACUGUCCAAGAUUUAUGCAAUGUUCGAGGACAUGUGCAGUGUUGGACUGUUUGAGGACGACGGUCUGACUCGAAGAAACAUUCUGCAUCACUGGGACUUGCAACCACGAAACAUACUAGUGAAGACUACUUCGCUUGAACGUGGGGGGCAGGACUUGGAAGAGCGGCUCGAGAAAUGUUUGGACAUCGCAAGAUCGCCCGAAAAGUGGAUCAUUGACGUGGUCGUCGACUGGGACCAAGUCCAAGCCGUUCCCUCCAUCUUUGCGCGCAAGCCUCCCAUCUGGCUCUGGGACUUCCCAAUGGAGAAGUACGACCUCUCUCGCCCACCAGGCUAUGACUUCGAUGAGGACUUACAACCUGCUGAGCGCUACGACAGCUCUAAGGGCAUGCUCUCGGCUGAGUCCGUGCAGAUACAGGCAAGAUUUGAAGAGCGGUUCGUUAGCAACAUGCAACAACUUUACCCGACGUAUACCGCCAAGAUCUAUCAGGAUGAGGCAUAUGGUAGAGGUCGCUGGAUCAGGCGAAUGGCACGCUACGCCAUAUUCGGCCUUCAUGACAGCGAGGCCUUCAAAAGAUUCAGAGGCCUGGAGCAAGAAUGGAGCAAGGCUCGUUCGAAUCUUGCAUUCUCUGCGGACAAUGGAUCAUGA